Molecule: messenger RNA, 731 nt
Organism: Ricinus communis (castor bean)
Lineage: Eukaryota; Viridiplantae; Streptophyta; Magnoliopsida; Malpighiales; Euphorbiaceae
Product: photosystem II reaction center W protein, chloroplastic
Exons: 2
Coding region: 184-588 (134 amino acids)
Biological process (GO): photosynthesis
Cellular component (GO): chloroplast; photosystem II
Source: RefSeq, a predicted model, not a curated record
UGGAAAACACAGAUUGGUCCUCAAAAGAUUAGGAUAUAAAUUUUCUGGCUGUUGUUCAUCCCAAAAUUUAUCAGAUACCACUUAUACCCAAGUACAUUAAUCUCUAAAUCAUCCACAAUUUCCUGCUGCCAACUAAAUCUUUCUCCAACCAAUUUUCUCAAUUGUUUCGUCCAGCAAUUGGAAAUGGCCGCCAUGACCACUAGCAAGUUGACAACACUCUUGCCUCCUGCUACCUUCAACAAAACCAGGAUUCAGGCAACUCCUAUUCUUGGGUUGCCAGUAAUGGCUACAAGAGGGUGCAGGGUUAGGUGCAGCAUAGAAGAGAAGGCAGAGGCAAAAGACAAGAGCCUGAACACAAGCAUGGUAGCCUCAAUGGUGGCAGCAGCAUCAGCGGUGGCUGCAACCGCAGGACCAGCAAUGGCACUUGUGGAUGAAAGAAUGAGCACAGAAGGAACUGGACUUCCAUUUGGAUUGAGCAACAACCUUCUUGGAUGGAUACUUCUUGGCGUGUUUGCUUUGAUUUGGUCACUCUACACUGUUUACACUUCAACACUUGAUGAGGAUGAUGAUUCUGCUUUGUCCCUUUAAGUUAUCAAAGCUCCAGAAAUGUUUCCAGUUUCCACUAGAGAACAUCUGUAGAAUGUAACUUCAAACUGUAAAGCCUGGAAAUGUUUGUUUAUGUAUGAAUGCUUUGACAUUUAUCCUUAAUUGCAUUGUUAUUGUUACUACUA